Punctularia strigosozonata HHB-11173 SS5 is the source of this 2139-nucleotide messenger RNA. RefSeq lists its product as uncharacterized. Gene Ontology annotation, molecular function: protein-folding chaperone binding. The transcript has a single exon. The record is from RefSeq and is a predicted model, not a curated record. The coding region runs from base 1 to 2139 and encodes 712 amino acids. Lineage: Eukaryota; Fungi; Basidiomycota; Agaricomycetes; Corticiales; Punctulariaceae.
AUGUUCAACUCGUACUAUCCAGACCCAUACGGCUACUCUGCCUAUCGGCCCUCCGAUAACGCCUACCUGCGCGCCCUAGCUGAGGAGCGCGCUGCCCAACAGCAAUACGAAGCCGCCCGCCGCGCCGAACAAGAGGCCCGUGAGCGUGCUGCGCGUGCUCGCCUCGCCCAGGAACGGCUUGGCCAGCUCGGUCACGGCCACGGUCAGCAAUGGAGCGCCUACCUUGACGAUGACGAAGACGAUGGCUACGGCUACGGCAGCGGUUACACCCCUAACCCCUACACAUCGUUCGGCUACAGCCCGCGAGAGCGCGCAUACCUGGAGGAGCAAAGGAGGAGGCAGGAGAUGUUGGAGAGAUUGGAGCGUGAGCGGGAGAGGGAACGCGAGCGGCUACUGCAAGAGCAAAGGUUGCAGGAGCAACAGCGUGAACUUGAACGCCUUCGUCGUCUAGAGCAAGAGACCCUCCUCCGUCAACGCCAACAGGCUGAGCGCGAAGAAGCCGAGCGCCGUCGCAGGAGACAGAGCGAGCGCUUCACGCAACCCACGGACCCUCUGGAUGCGUUCUAUCGCAGCCUUGGCAUCCCCGUCCCCCAACGUUUCGAUGCCACUGAUGUAGACGAUACGGUAAGCAACCAUGCCUAUCCAUCAGUCAAAUCGCUGUUAUUGACGUUCGUCUCCUCCCAGUUCGCCCGUGGACGACGUCAACCACCGCUUUCGUCGCGCGCUCGUACACAGUCACCCGGUCAUACGCGAGCGCGUUCAAUGGCUCCUCCCAGCCCGAAGCAAACCCCUCAUCCUGCCCAUUCUACCAAGCAGGCCGAAGCCCCUCGUGCGGCGGAACCCGCUCGGUCGCCGAAGCCCUCGUCACCACAGUGGACCCCAGAACAGCACGCCGCUGCCAGCAAAAUACAGACCUUCUAUCGCACCAACCUCCCGCGACGGAAAGCUCUCGCGUCCAUCGCAUCCGUCGGCGAGCGCUUCGACAAGCUCAAGUCCGAGUUCUCCUUCCCCGCCACCGUCGACUUCAUCCUCGAUGGCGAAACCGUUCACGUCACUCCGCCCCCUACGCCUAGCCUCUCUUCUGAUACCGUCGAUAGCGGCGAGACGGAGACGGAGAACACGCCCCGGCUCGCGUAUACCCACAACAACACUCCUCUUCACGCGUACGCGGAGCAGCUUAACCGACUGCUUAUCUCGCUUGAUACGGUGGAGAGCGGCGGCGAUAAGGCUGUGAGGGAGAGGCGAAAGGAGAUGGUGCGGAAGGUUGAGGCGGAGGCGGAGAACUUGGAUCGGUGGCGGAAGCAGGUGUGGAAGGCGUAUCUGCGUGCGCAGAGCAGCGCCGAAGCAGAUGUUCCCAUGCAAACGGAGUCCGCAACUGCAGCUCCUGUCGAGCCAUGCGUGCCUGCUACCGAGGAGGCGGGCGUGAUGCAGACGGACUCUAGUCAGCAAGUCGACGCCGCGGAGUCAGCAACGUCAGCCGCGGCCAAGUACGACACAUCCACCGUGCAAACGGAGUUGCUUAAUACCGAUGCGCCAGCGGACGCCUACGAGCCUACUUCACCCAUGAUCGAAGACGUUCCCGAACCAGGCUCGACAGUCGCUUCGGUGCCUUCCGCGACCUUGGCGCCUGCAGUUCCCUCGACCCCUACAGAACCCGCUGCCGCUGACCACGACACCAGCGCGUUGGUCAUUCCGAGCACCGUUGAUGAAGAUCUUUUCUCGGCUGCGCGCUCGUCACAAGAGCCUGUACCUCCCACAGGUGAAAUGGAGGGCACAUCAAGCCAGAGCGAAGCGUAUACGGUCGCUGCGGAGGACGUGACGGUUGAUCAGCCACAAGCGGUGGCAGAGGAGGAGGAGAGGGAUGCCGAUAUGGCUGUUGAGAGCGAGUCGGCGACGCAGGACCCGCGAGAGAAGGAUCAGAGGCAGGAUGCUGUGGAGGAGACGAAUGCGGAGAAUGCGAAGCUCCCGGAGCCGAAGGAUGACGAGAAGAUGGAGGUUGAGAGCACUGAAUCGGAAUCCAGCGCUCAUGAGGAACCGAGAACGCCCACCGAUGCGGAACGCCGGCCAGAAAAUCAUCUUGCUGAAGACGCGAAGGCGGGGCAGCAACAAUUUGGGGAUGCGGAAGUCGUUGUUGUAUGA